Messenger RNA from Coffea eugenioides, 1831 nucleotides. Its product is annotated as DEAD-box ATP-dependent RNA helicase 57. Gene Ontology annotation, biological process: maturation of SSU-rRNA. The transcript is spliced from 12 exons. The record is from RefSeq and is a predicted model, not a curated record. The coding region runs from base 102 to 1712 and encodes 536 amino acids. Lineage: Eukaryota; Viridiplantae; Streptophyta; Magnoliopsida; Gentianales; Rubiaceae. Gene Ontology annotation, molecular function: RNA helicase activity; ATP binding; nucleic acid binding.
AGUGUCCGGCGAUAGUCUCGUCGCAGUUGGUCGUUGUGUUCUUCAUUGAAAAGCUAGAAGAUUGUUUUUACUUACUGUACUACUUGAUACUACACACCUUCAUGGCGGAGAGAGAUACCUCUUUCCUCUUCUCCGGCACCUCUUUCAAUCGCAAGAAAUUUGCCGCUGUUUUCACCAGAUUCAAGGAGAAAAAGGGGAAUGAUGUGUCACCAAGAGCAGAGCCAAAAUUGGUUGAAGAUGCGACUCCUGCAUUCCAGGAGGAGGAAGGUGUGAAAACGCAUUACGCUGACAAGAAGAGGAAGAGGAAAGCAGUUGAUUCUGAUCCUGUUGAAGGAUUCAGUGUUUUCAAGAGCUCGAAAUCCCAAAAGGCCAAUGAAGAUGAUCAACAGGCUGAAAAUGCAAUUAUGCUAGAAAAGAAGGAAUACUAUCGUCAGUUGGAGGGAGAUGCAAUUUUCCGCAAGAAGCACAAUAUUCAUGUUUCUGGGAGUAAUGUUCCUUCACCACUUCGGAGUUUUGCCGAGUUAAAAUCAAGGUUUAGUUCUAAAUCAUAUAUAUUGCGGAACUUAGCAGAACUUGGAUUUGAAGAGCCAACACCAAUCCAAAGGCAGGCUAUUCCUGUUCUCCUAUCUGGGCGGGAAUGCUUUGCAUGUGCUCCCACUGGUUCUGGUAAAACAUUUGCCUUUGUCUGUCCAAUACUGAUGAAACUCAAGCGUGCUUCCAAAGAUGGCGUUCGAGCAGUAAUUCUUUGCCCAACAAGAGAAUUGGCCGCUCAGACGGCCAGAGAAUGCAAGAAGUUGGCUAAAGGGAGAAAGUUCUAUAUCAAGCUAAUGACUAAACAGCUUGUUAAAGGUGCUGACUUUUCAAAACUAUGUUGUGACAUACUCAUAUCAACACCAUUUCGCGUGCAGUUUGCCAUUCGUAAAAAGAAGCUUGAUCUGAGCAAGGUUGAAUUUCUCAUCCUUGACGAAUCUGAUAAACUAUUUGAGCUGGGCUUGGUGAAGCAGGUUGACUCAGUGGUUAAAGCAUGCUCUAAUCCUUCUAUAUUACGAUCCCUGUUCAGUGCUACUUUGCCUGAUACAGUGGAAGAGCUUGCUCGCACAAUAAUGCAUGAUGCCAUCCGAGUUAUUAUUGGUCGGAAAAAUUCUGCUUCUGAAUCAAUAAAGCAAAAGCUGGUUUUUGUAGGAAGUGAAGAAGGGAAGCUUCUUGCUCUUCAUCAAAGCUUUGCAGAGAGUUUAAAUCCACCGGUACUGGUAUUUGUCCAGAAUAAAGAGCGGGCCAAAGAGCUUUAUAAUGAAGUGAAAUUUGAUGAUAUUAGAGCUGGUGUGAUACAUGCUGAUUUAUCACAAGUACAGAGAGAGGAUGCUGUUAAUAACUUCCGAGCUGGGAAAACAUGGGUGUUGAUUGCCACGGAUGUUAUUGCUCGUGGUAUGGAUUUUAAAGGUGUCAAUUGUGUUGUUAAUUAUGAUUUCCCUGAUUCGGCAGCAGCAUAUAUUCACAGGAUAGGUCGUUCUGGUAGAGCUGGUAGGAGUGGGGAAGCGGUUACCCUGUACACCGAAGCUGAUGUUCCAUACUUGCGGAACAUAGCUAACGUGAUGGCAGCAUCAGGCUGUGAAGUUCCACCCUGGAUCAUGUCUUUACCAAAGCUCAAGUGGAAGAGGCACAGGCCACAAAGAGAGGCUAUUUCAACUAAACCAGUAGGUGAGGAUGAAUAGAUUAAGCAGCGAAUGGAGUGGACUAUGAUUUUUGCCGUUCUAUGUAACGUGUACCUGUUUCUGGUUUUUACAGUGCACCUGUAAAAUUUUCAUUAUUAAAGCAGACUUUUGUAUUUUAA